Molecule: messenger RNA, 849 nt
Organism: Thamnophis sirtalis
Lineage: Eukaryota; Metazoa; Chordata; Lepidosauria; Squamata; Natricidae
Source: RefSeq, a predicted model, not a curated record
GAAAGCCCAGCCCAGGCACCCUAGAAGCAGUUUCCUGUUGCCAUCCUCCAAGAUACUUAGAUUCCUUCAGACCUUUGAGAGAGAGGCUGGAGUUUUCUCAGCUGCCCUGUCCUUGAGGUUUCAAGCAAAGAUGCGAGCUUGGAUUUUCUUCUUCCUCUGCCUGGCAGGCAAGGCGCUGGCAGCUCCACAAGAUGCUCUGCCGGAAGAGAUGGAAGUUAUAGAGGACCCUGCAACACAGGAACCUGUUGGAAUCAACCCAGUCCAGGUGGAGAUUGGCGAAUUUGAAGAGACCACUCUGGAUGUUGAAGAGAUUGUGGCUGAAAACCCCUGCCAAAACCAUCACUGCAAACACGGCAAAGUCUGUGAAUUAGAUGAAAACAACACUCCAAUGUGUGUAUGCCAAGAUCCUUCCAGCUGCCCAACCAGCACUGCAGUGUUUGAGAAGGUAUGUGGUACUGACAACAAGACCUAUGACACCUCCUGCCACUUCUUUGCCACCAAAUGUACUUUGGAAGGCACCAAGAAAGGACACAAACUUCACCUGGAUUACAUUGGACCUUGCAAAAUCAUUCCUGCCUGUCUUGAUACUGAGCUGACUGAAUUCCCUCUGCGUAUGCGCGACUGGCUGAAGAAUGUGCUGGUUACCCUGUACGAGCGGGAUGAGGAUAACAACAUGCUGAAUGAGAAGCAGAAACUCAAGGUGAAGAAGAUCCAUGAGAAUGAGAAGCGCCUGGAGGCUGGAGAACACCCAGUAGAACUCCUUGCCCGUGACUUUGAGAAAAACUACAACAUGUACAUCUUCCCUGUGCAUUGGCAAUUUGGACAGCUAGACCAACAUCCUGCUGAUGG